Messenger RNA from Drosophila subpulchrella, 1338 nucleotides. Its product is annotated as adenylyl cyclase X E-like. The transcript has 6 exons. Gene Ontology annotation, biological process: intracellular signal transduction; adenylate cyclase-activating G protein-coupled receptor signaling pathway; cAMP biosynthetic process. Gene Ontology annotation, molecular function: adenylate cyclase activity. Bases 1 to 1338 code for a protein of 445 amino acids. Lineage: Eukaryota; Metazoa; Arthropoda; Insecta; Diptera; Drosophilidae. The record is from RefSeq and is a predicted model, not a curated record.
AUGCUCUGCACCGGUAAGAUCGACUGUGACCGCGACUUGUUUCAGCUGAGUUACAUUGAGAGCAAGCUUUUUCACUACGAAAUGAAAGAUGAUGUCUGCUUCACUCCGUGGUCCUUUACCAACAUGAUUUCCCUCAUCCUCGGCGUAAGCUACACCUUCGCACGCAUCCCGUUCGCCCUCAAGAUAUUCGUUAGCUGCUGCGAAGCCGUAGCCUUCGUGUUGAUCGUGUUUUUCCAGUUCGCGUUCAACUUCCAGCACAGUGCUACCACAAUCCCGUUUAUGAAAGCGGAAGUAUCGCACUGUCUUCGGGUGUGCAUGAUGUUGGCCACUAUGUAUGCAAAGGAGCGUCAAUCCGAGUUCAACACAAAAAUGAACUACAAGCUCAAUGUUGAUUUGCAGAAUAAGCAAAAGGCGGCUGACGUUACAAACCAAUCAAUUGUAAUCUUGCUCAAUAAUAUUCUCCCUUCUCAUGUUGUCAACCUCUACCUCAAUUCGUUAGCCAAACACCAACUCUACUAUGAAAAUUAUCAAAUGGUAUCGGUGAUGUUCGCCAUGUUAAUCAAUUUCCCAAUGAAUUUGGCCAGCUUACGAGUGCUAAACGAAAUCAUAACUGAAUUUGAUAGACUGUUGACGGCAUACAGGGAAUAUCAUGUAGUUGAGAAAAUCAAGGUCGUCGGUUGCACUUACAUGGCAGCAUGUGGAUUGGAUUUCAAUUUGGCAUCAAACAUCCGUCAAAGCAGUCACUUUCGCAAUAGUUCACUUCAUUUCGAGGUUGAACAGGCGCGCACUCACAGAACGACUGUGGGCACCACCGAAGAUAACUACAACGAAGAUGUCAACAAUGAUGAGGUGGUGUUUAUGAUGACCACGUUCGCUCUGGACCUGAUGCGAACCCUCUCGGCGUGCAACAGGGCCCACUCGAAUUCUUAUUUCGAGCGGUCUUUGUCCUCUGCAGAGAUCUGCAUUGGAAUCUCCAGUGGCGAAAUAAUGGCCGGCGUGGUUGGCGCCUCCCAGCCGCACUACGACAUUUGGGGAAACCCGGUCAAUAUGGCCUCCCGAAUGGAAUCAACGGGCCUGCCUGGGCACAUCCAGGUGACGGAGGAGUCCGCCAAAAUUCUCCAGGAGUUCGACAUUCUGUGCAUUUACCGCGGCAUGACCUUUGUUAAGGGCCGUGGUGAAAUACCCACAUACUUCGUAGGCAUCGAUGAAAACCUGAAGUUCAUGUCCGCGAAAUUGGCCAAUCACAGUUGGUCGAGACGUUUUUCAGUCAUGUCUUCACUCACUCCAAACUCUCAAGAUACAGAUUCUUCUGAUUGGGAUGGCUCAAGUGAUAGUUAA